UCUACCUUUUAUUGGACCAGUUGCAGAAUUAAUUGCCCAUUGGUUACGUCAUCAAGGUCAAGUUAAAGAAUUUAGUCAAGAAAACACAAAUAUUCCGGAUAAUGAAUGGUUUGGAUUUAUUGAUAAUGAAUUUAAAACUCUUAUUUCAUCACCUUUAAUAGUGUAUGAUGAGUUUCAUGAGCGUAAUCCUGAUAUGAGAUCAUUAAUUGCGGUCAUAAAAGAAAUUGAUGAAUUGAAUAAUAAACCAUUCUUUUAUCUGCAACACCCAUGA
This is a messenger RNA of Racocetra fulgida, 271 nucleotides long. The record is from the annotation of a GenBank genome assembly. Lineage: Eukaryota; Fungi; Glomeromycota; Glomeromycetes; Diversisporales; Gigasporaceae.